AUGAAAAUAGCUAUCAUUGGACAAUCUGCCUUCGGAGUAGAUGUGUACAAAGCUUUACGUAGUAAUGGACAUGAAAUUGUCGUAGUCUUCACCAUCCCUGAUAAGAAUGGCAGAGAAGAUCUUCUAGCUCUCGAAGCUGCUAAUGAUGGUGUUCCUGUUGAAAAGCCUUCCCGUUGGAGAAGAAAGAAUGCCGAAGGGAAAUUCGAGACUAUUCCGGAAAUGCUCAAACUUUACAAAUCGUUCGGAGCUGAAUUGAACGUUCUCCCUUUCUGCACCCAGUUCAUUCCCUUGGAUAUUACCGAAGCUCCAGAAUAUAAAAGCAUUAUUUAUCAUCCCUCGAUUUUACCAAAACAUAGAGGGGCUUCUGCCAUCAACUGGACCCUAAUAGAAGGAGAUGAAGAAGCAGGGUUGAGUAUAUUUUGGGCUGAUGAUGGACUCGAUACUGGACCAAUUUUGUUGCAAAAAAAGUGCAAGGUCGAGGAAAAUGACACAUUGAACUCGCUCUAUAAACGAUUCUUGUAUCCUGCUGGAGUUGAUGCUAUGGCUGAGGCAGUUGAAUUGAUAGCUGCUGGAAAAGCUCCUAGAAUUGUCCAACCUGUUGAAGGAGCAUCAUAUGAGCCUUACAUCACUACAAAACCUGAAUUAGCAGAAGUUGAUUGGAACAAAACUCGUGAUGAAUUACACAAUUUCAUCAGGGGAAAUGAUAAGGUUCCCGGCGCUUGGUCGACCUUUAAUGAAGAGAAGAUAACAUUUUUCGGAAGUACUAAAUGGAAAUCCAGUUCUCUUCCUGAGGGAAGAAAAAUAGUAAUCAGUGAGAGAAACUUUGAAGUAAUUGCUCAUGAUGGAGGAUUACUUCUUCCGGGAUCGGAUGGUUACUAUGUUAAUAUAGACACUAUUAAAAUUGGGUCUAAAACUAUUCCUGCCAGCAAGUAUGGAGUAGUAGAGGAAAAGGGAGAAGCACUUGUUCUAACUGAUGAAGAGCAGAAAAUUGUUAACGUCACACGGGGUAUCUGGGAGGCUAUUCUGAAGCAACCAGUUUCGGAUGAGACUGAUUUCUUUGAAGCUGGUGCUAGCUCAGCCGAUGUGACAAGACUUGUUGAAGAACUUAAGUUCAAUACUAAAAUUGAGCUAGAAAACACUGAUAUAUACAUGGCCUCUAAGUUUGCAGAUAGUAUUGAUGUGAUAAUUCGUAAAAGUCGAGGAGGAGACACUAUUACUGUUACAUAUGAUGCCAUCGUUAUCAACGCGAACGGGCUAGAAUUGAAGUUUCCUCAUGAGCUCUUCAUUAACGGUAAAUUUGAACCUUCAGCUAGCGGAAGAACUUACGAGACUAUUAACCCUGCGACAGAGCAAGUUAUUUGCUCGUUGCCAAAAGCGAACAUUGCUGAUGUGAACAAAGCUGUAGCGGCUGCUAAAAAUGCAUUCGAGAAUGGAGAAUGGAAGAAAAUGUCAGCUCGAGAACGCGGUAAACGGCUCUUGAAACUGGCUGAUUUGAUGGAACAACAUAAGGACGAGCUGGCAACUCUUGAGUCGUUAGAUUCAGGUGCCGUUUACACUUUAGCACUCAAAACCCAUGUUGGUAUGUCCAUCGACUCAUGGAGGUACUUCGCUGGAUGGUGUGAUAAAAUUCAAGGAACAACAAUACCUAUUUCUGAUGCACGUCCCAACCAUAACCUGUGCAUAACUAAGCGAGAACCUAUUGGAGUUGUGGGUAUGAUUACCCCCUGGAACUAUCCUCUGAUGAUGCUCAGUUGGAAAAUGGCUGCUUGUCUGGCUGCUGGUAAUACGGUUGUACACAAACCAGCUCAGGUCACACCAUUGACUGCUCUCAAAUUUGCUGAGCUCUCUGUUCUUGCUGGAAUUCCUGAAGGUGUCAUCAAUAUUGUGACCGGAUCAGGAAGUGAAAUUGGACAAGCUCUUGCUGAUCAUCCAGACGUCAGAAAAAUUGCUUUCACUGGUUCGACAGAUGUAGGAGCCCAAGUAAUGUCUAGUUGCGCUAAGUCUAACAUAAAAAAAGUGUCACUGGAAUUGGGUGGAAAAUCACCUCUUAUCAUAUUUCCCGAUGCUGAUCUAGAUCGUGCAGUGAAGCAAACGUGCACUGCAGUGUUUUUCAAUAAGGGAGAAAACUGUAUUGCUGCCGGAAGAAUUUUCGUUGCGUCCUCGAUUUACAAUAGUUUCCUGAAAAAACUGAUCGAAGAAACCAAAAAAUAUGUUAUCGGAGAUCCUUUGGAUCGUAGUACCGCUCAUGGACCUCAGAAUCAUAAAGCUCAUCUUGAUAAAUUGGUUGAAUAUGUUCAGAAAUCGGUUGCUGAUGGAGCUAAGGUGGAAAUCGGAGGUGCUCGUAUGGAUCGUCCUGGAUUGUUCUUCCCUCCUACCAUAUUGUCUAAUGUUGAUGACGCUAAUUUCGCUGCUAAAGAAGAAUCAUUCGGUCCUAUCAUGUGUGUGAGCGAAUUCGAUGAAAAUAACAUUUCUGAGGUUAUUCGUCGUGCUAAUGCAACUGAGUUCGGGCUUGCCGCUGGUGUAUUCUCUCAGGAUAUCUCAAAGUGUCUUCGUGUCUCUUCUGAACUCCAUGCUGGAACAGUGUUUGUCAACACGUAUCAAAAGACUGAUGUCGCCGCCCCGUUCGGUGGUUUCAAACAAUCUGGUUUUGGAAAAGAUUUGGGAAUGGAAGCUUUGAAUGAGUAUCUUCUCACAAAAACUAUCACGUUUGAAUAUUAA
Molecule: messenger RNA, 2718 nt
Organism: Auanema sp. JU1783
Lineage: Eukaryota; Metazoa; Nematoda; Chromadorea; Rhabditida; Rhabditidae
Source: the annotation of a GenBank genome assembly